UCAUCAACCGACCAAGAUCGCCAGGUGCGAGUCAUAAGUUUCCGGCCCAAGCCCCAGUGCUGGGAACAUGGCUGCAACGGCCGCGAAUUCUCAACAUUCAGCAACCUGCUUCGCCAUCAGCGGGAGAAGUCGGGGGUUGUGGCCAAGGCUGAAUGCCCGGUGUGUGGCGCAGCGUUUACCCGCACGACGGCAAGGAAUAUUCACCUUGCGCAGGGGAAGUGUAAGGGGAGGGAGUAG
Messenger RNA from Aspergillus ruber CBS 135680, 237 nucleotides. RefSeq lists its product as uncharacterized. The record is from RefSeq and is a predicted model, not a curated record. The transcript has a single exon. Lineage: Eukaryota; Fungi; Ascomycota; Eurotiomycetes; Eurotiales; Aspergillaceae. The annotation marks the transcript as partial.